AUGACCCAUUUUUCUACUGAAAUGCUCGCUCUACCUAUCCAUGAGACAGGGGUUGAUGACAACUCGGUAUGCCCAAGACAAUUAUCGGAACCUCCACUUGACUAUUCGAAAUACAAAGAGCAAUUACAGAAGCUUGUGGACAUGAAUAAGGCCCGAAUACAAGAUGUCUCGCAAAACGUACAGCCGCAUGUAUCAGCAUCGGAUGGAUCCAAUACAGAACACCGGCUGCACCCUCUCAGACCUAGUUAUGCUACCUAUGAGGCUGCACAUCAUUUACAAAUACCUCGGAAUGAUGAUAAUGUGUCAACGGUCGGCUUUCUGGUUAAUAGCAACGAUCGCCAAGCCGAGGUAGAUUUCUUCGAGAAUCCGCGUUUCGAAAACGACGAUGAUGAAUUUAUCACGUUCACAGCUCAUUGGAAAUCUUCGCGAGUGACAAGUGACGAUUUAGUGGGUUUGUCUGUGUACAGAGCACAGCAACUUGUGGAGGAAGAGUUUGGGUUGGAAAUAUUGAAUCAAUGGAAGAAGCGCUUAUUGGUGCAAAGGCAAAUCAGGGGAAAGGCAUGGCACCCGUGGUCUAUCCAGGAACUACGAACCCCUUUACUAGACCAAAAAACCGAUAUGGCGACGUUUGAAGCAGUCUGGACGCCGACAAACGUUUCCCUGAGUGAGAUCAUCAUACACUCUGAAGGUUAUGACGAUGCUAAAAAUGCGGUCGUAGAGAGGUUUGGAACGAAUGCUUGGAAGCGACAAGAAGCCAAAUUGGUAGCUCGCCGGCGCCGAACUAUGAGAAAGCGCAGAUUCGCUCGAGGCCGUGGAUGGAGUAGAUAG
This is a messenger RNA of Truncatella angustata, 828 nucleotides long. RefSeq lists its product as uncharacterized. The record is from RefSeq and is a predicted model, not a curated record. Bases 1 to 828 code for a protein of 275 amino acids. Lineage: Eukaryota; Fungi; Ascomycota; Sordariomycetes; Amphisphaeriales; Sporocadaceae. The transcript has a single exon.